Molecule: messenger RNA, 2532 nt
Organism: Clupea harengus (Atlantic herring)
Lineage: Eukaryota; Metazoa; Chordata; Actinopteri; Clupeiformes; Clupeidae
Source: RefSeq, a predicted model, not a curated record
GCGAGAGCCAAAACUUGAUGCAAAGGCUGCCAGUCACAUGCAACCUCCCUCUGUAGAUUCCAUAAUGAAAGAUGCCAGCUUGGGCACAAAGUGCGCCUCAGAUCUCACCUCUAUACUGGAAGACAUUCAAAAGUCAAUGUCUGACAAUAAAGCUCUGAAUAUGGCCUUAACCGUCGUUCAGACGGGCUUGCAUAACCUCAACCAGGCUUUCCAGGAAAGAUCCAAGGAAGUCAAGGAAAGAGAGCACUCAAACAAAUAUGACAUCAGCAAUAAGAUGGCACAUCUAAGCCCUCAGUUACAUAUGGAAAGAGAAAUGAUGCACCUCAAAGACAAAUUAACAGAUUUGAUGGAACAGAAGGAAGCUCUUCUGUUCCAUAUACGUACUCUGCAGGAUCACAACCAUCAUAGAGAUGGUCCCCUGCCUAAAUCAACAGUGGUGUACCUAGACUCACAGCCUAGCAGUAAUACAGAACCAGCUGCAACUUCUCGAACCUCUACAAACGAACAAACUCUAAAUACAAACAAUGACCUACCUCCCUCCUUAACCCUUUACCCUCGACCUUCCUUAACGUCCUUCCUUAAUGUCUCAGAGGCUGCUCCUGUAAAGGAGGAGACUGAAAGUGUUGUACAGCAGAUAGAGAAAAAGAUUGCACACCUGCUCCAGGAGUUUCGGGAGACUGUGUUUGAAAUCCUUGAGAACUAUGAUGCAAACCAGCUAGGGGCUGUGAAUGAAAUGACCAACGGCCAUGAUAUAGUGAAACUCUAUCAGUUUCUACAGUCCUCCAUGCACGAUUGCUUUGAUGAUAUAAUGUCACACAUCCGCGAACGAUGUAAAGAAGAAAUCAUAGAUCUGCCCUUUCAAGAUCUGUCCCUGUUUGAGUCUGAGCUGUGGGAUAGUCCUGAAGUGCCUCCCAGCGAGAUGCUGAAAGAAAUCAGUGAAGAAAUCAAGAAGCAUGGCAAGUCAAUUGAAAAUGCCGGGGAAUCUUUGAAAGCUCUGUACACACAACCAGGAAAGAAGAGGUGCAGCCACACCAUGCCUGAACUCCUGGACAUGUUUAAGAACAUCAGUGACAUGGGAAAGCAGCAGGCCUGUAAGAUGCGCCUUACCCUUGAGAGCUUGUGUGUAAUGCACAGACGAAUACAAAAGGAAGAGCCAGCAGAUAUCCCUCUCCCUUUACCUCAGAGUACCUUAAUGGUAGAGCUAAAGCCAGCUAAACCCAAGAUGGUAGAACAAAAGAACCCAGAACCCAAGGUGGUUGAGAAACCGGACGUUAUCAAGGAACUGGUCCAGGACACACUUCCAAAGUCUUCCUUUCUUAUCCCAGAGCCACAGAAACUCCCGCCCAACAUGGAGUCAGUCAGUCCCAAGGACCACAUUGAUCGAUAUGUAGCAGAGAUGGCAGCGGCGGCCGAGAGGUUGUUGCGGCUGCGACGGAUGGGAUCCAUAUGCGUAAUCAAUGUGGAGUCUCAGAGGGCUAAUGCAAAGCUGCUCGAUCAGGCCCUCUUUAAGAGGAGCAUCUCCCCUCGGCUCUACCAUCUGAUCAGGGACAUCAUCAUGCAGACGCAGAGUAGCGUGGAGAACCGCCUCUGUUGCAUUUUGCAGAGGUUUAUGAAACAUGCAAGGCUCCAGCAAGUCUGUAAGAUUCUGAAUGCCAGAUUGCUUGAAGCACGCAACUUGAAUGAUGGUCAUACUAUAAGAAGGUGUUACUUCUACCUGCAAAAAGUGGAAAAGCUUCAGACAAAAGUAUCAAACAGUGGUUAUACUAAGCAAGCCUCCGUUGAUCUCAUUCGCAAAAACUGCAUGGCACGCAUGUUGUACUUAUUCAACCAGGUAAAAAUCAACAGUAAAAUUAGAAGAAAUAUAUCUUCUAUUAGAAUUUUUGAAAGCUUCAUUUCUACAAUAAAGGCUUUAUCCCCAAAUUCCACAGAUAAAAAUUGAUUAUGGCAUUCACCUGGCAGCACCAUAUUGCUGCUCAACCCAGGAAUGUUUACCAUUCCUGAUUCUGCCAGUAAGGCCGAAGAAAUUGCAGUGGUCGCUCAAUCCCUCCCCUUAUAGGCGCAGAUACCACUCAAACGCUCUUCCACCUCCUCAGUUCUCCUUCCUCUCCCCUUUGUCUCCCUUGCUCCAACUAUCUCAACACCAUGAGCCAACCACAGAAAGGUACCAAUUGCAGUCAUCACACAUCUACUUACAAGGAUGUAGCCACCUUAUGGUUAUACCCCUUGCAUAUGCUAAUGAUAACGCUAACUAAAUGUGAUGCCAUGGGGCUGCAUAUCAACAGCUGAAUAUAGAGUAAGUUAGCCAACCCUUACUGGAGUAGCGUCUGGUGAAUAUGAUGCAGUAUGAGUCUUGAUCUUCACUACAGGGAAACUGUGACACACCAGCACAGCCGCGAUAGCCUGUGGCGGGUACAGCACACUCACGAUUGCAAACGCAAAAAGUCAGCAGUGCCACCGCUGCCCAUGCCCACUAUUCCGCGUUUGAUUGAGAUGGAUGUGAACCAAGACAGAAGGAAAGCUCGGCGUACUCUA